CUGCCGCAUAGACACGUGGUCGCUUCAAGAGUCCCCCAGCGCCUGCAGAGAAAAUUUAGCAACCAAGAUAGAGAGAGAGAGAGAGAGAGAGAGAGGGGGCAAACCCAGUUUGGUUCUCACUUCUCACUCCUCACUCAACUCUCAAAUUCUGAAUCAGCAGGGUUUUGGUUCUGCUCCAAAUUAGGUUUAGGGUUUUGAAAUUGAAUGUAGGAUAUGAAUUUUUAAGGAAUUUUUUAAGUAGAAGAAAAAUGAAAGGGAUGGUUCUUCAAACACCUUCCACAAUUUCAAGAGGAAAGCUUCCAUUGUUGGCUUUGGUACCUUGCUAUACCAUAAUUUCCAGAAGAGCCAUCUCAACUUCCCCUUCAUUAAGAUGUAGAGAACUAUCAAGGUUGAAAUCUGUGUGCGACACUAUCAGAGCACAGGCAUCUAAUGUCGGUGUUGGAUCUGCGGGCUAUGGAGGGAGGGAGGAAAAUGACAACCAAAAAAUCUUUGUCAAUGAUGCACAAAGUGACAGUUCAUCUAAAAUUGGGAAACCUCCUAAUCGAAUUCCAUACCUUCUCUCUCUGGCCUCUGUGCUAUUUGGAUGUGCUUUUGUAUAUUCAUUGAUUGCCUUUGUGAAAGGAGGACCUUCAGCAAUUUUAGCAGCAAUUGCGAAGUCAGGCUUCACUGCUGCAUUCUCAUUGAUAUUUGUUUCUGAAAUUGGUGACAAGACAUUUUUCAUUGCUGCACUCUUGGCCAUGCAGUAUGAGAAAGGGCUGGUUCUUCUGGGGUCCAUGGGUGCUCUUUCACUUAUGACAGUCUUGUCGGUCAUAAUAGGACGGAUAUUUCAUUCGGUGCCUGCGCAGUUUCAGACAACCUUACCCAUUGGAGAAUAUGCAGCAGUAACUCUUUUAAUGUUCUUUGGCCUCAAAUCAAUAAAAGAUGCGUGGGACCUUCCAUCAAAGGCAGCUGGUGAUAAGAACAUCCCCGAACUUGGUGAAUACGUUGAAGCAGAGGAGCUUGUAAAGGAAAAGGUGUCAAAACGACUCUUAAAUCCGCUUGAAAUUUUGUGGGAGUCAUUCAGCCUCGUAUUUUUUGCUGAAUGGGGAGAUCGCUCGAUGCUAGCAACAAUUGCCCUUGGUGCUGCUCAGUCUCCUUGGGGCGUGGCAAGCGGGGCAAUUGUUGGACAUCUUAUUGCAACAUCAAUCGCCAUUGUUGGGGGAGCAUUUCUGGCCAAUUUCAUCUCUGAAAAACUGGUUGGCUACUUGGGUGGAGCACUGUUUCUGAUUUUCUCUGUAGCCACAUUUCUAGGAGUGUUCUGACAAAUUUUGGGGAGUCAAUGGAAUAAUUUAAAAAAGGAAAUCUUUUUUACAAAAAAUACUUAUGCGGUACUGAACUCGACUUGGAAUUAGAUGCUAGGGAUAUAGACAGAAGAAGAGGGAUCACAAACUCCCAUUGAAGAUGAUGUGGGACAAAACUGUACUUGUAGUAAUAGAUAUGUUUAAGAGAAAUUUUUUCCGUAGAGAAUUGUGGCAGUGUUGAUCAAUAAUUCCCUUGAGCCUGAAAUUAAUGAGUUUUACUCGGUUUGUCCUGUGACCAGCUUCAAUAUUCAGAGCUUUUUGGAUGUGAUUAUUUUCGUAUAUUUCGGAUGUUUUGUUGUCAAUGAUGUUGAUGGAUUUUCCACCUUGCUUA
This is a messenger RNA of Camellia sinensis, 1671 nucleotides long. Its product is annotated as protein PAM71-homolog, chloroplastic. Gene Ontology annotation, molecular function: calcium ion transmembrane transporter activity; manganese ion transmembrane transporter activity. NCBI's taxonomy places the organism in Eukaryota, Viridiplantae, Streptophyta, Magnoliopsida, Ericales, Theaceae. Gene Ontology annotation, cellular component: Golgi apparatus; chloroplast. The record is from RefSeq and is a predicted model, not a curated record. Gene Ontology annotation, biological process: Golgi calcium ion transport; calcium ion transmembrane transport; Golgi calcium ion homeostasis.